Molecule: messenger RNA, 1062 nt
Organism: Zymoseptoria tritici IPO323
Lineage: Eukaryota; Fungi; Ascomycota; Dothideomycetes; Mycosphaerellales; Mycosphaerellaceae
Exons: 3
Coding region: 4-1062 (352 amino acids)
Molecular function (GO): hydrolase activity
Source: RefSeq, a predicted model, not a curated record
GGCAUGCUGAGAUGUCGGCGACGCGUAUUCGUAGUCCGGCAAGUGCUUCUGUCGCAGACGUGUAGAUACAGUCUACCUCAUGGCACAAGAGCUGCCGCCGAGACGGUGUCGAUCCCAUGUGGGAGCAAUGGUAGCAUAACGCUAGAUAUCCACCAUCCUACGGCUGCUCCCUCACCGAGCCCUACGGUCGCCAUCUUCCUGCCACGUGGGCCACUACUGUCCAAUCCACCCGACGACGCGUCCAACGUGUCAAUCCUACGAUCGGUACUGCCUUGCCAUGUUGUGCAGAUCAACUAUCGGUGGUCCGCGGUCGACAAGUUCCCAACCCCAAUCCACGACGUGAUGGCUGGCUAUGACUGGAUCGUGUCCAAUUUUCUGCCGAAACGAGCCUUUACAAGACCAGGCCGCUCCGAGCGGGCCGGCAGGGUCAUCGUCUGCGGAGAGCUUGCCGGUGGUCAGCUUGCGACUGCUCUGGCGUUGACGGAAUGCAGAUUGGGAGAACCCGGCAUCGUCGCAGCGAAUGUAAACCUGCCGAUAUUCGACUGGACGGAGCUGGACGAGUUGAAGGGAACGACCGCCUCUUCGAAUGGGCUCAAUUCAACGGCCUUGCUGAAACAACGGAGCGCUCUUUUCAGGAAGCCCCAAGAUUACUACGACUCCUUCGCUUCACCCGGAUUGUUCUUCCGGUCUGCGAGCUCUCAAGUUCCUGGUCGAGUUGAAGAUUCGCCCUCGGACGAAAUGGAUGAGCUGGCCAGCUUGGAGCGAAUGGACUUCUUCCGAGAACAAGUGACUCUCGAGAACGCCAUCACGCAGCCCGCCGAUACGGAAUCCGAUCCCAUGAUCGUCAGUCAACUGGUCAAGCAGCGCAAAGCGUCGCGCAGAUUCCCCAGCAAGGCGCUCAAGCUGAGACUGCCGCAGUUUCGCAUCUCGACCGGCACUGAAUCUCCUCUCCUUGACCAAUCUAUGGAGCUUGCUCAUGUUCUACGCCAAAGCUUUGAGAGACAGGCUAAGUCUGGUGAGUUGUCGCACGAGGAUACGGCUGGACGGCAUGCGCAGAGCUAG